CCCUUUAUUACUAGCCGAGCCUUGUACCGCUCGAUGGAGCCGUCUCCUCGAUACUUCACUCUCAGCACCCACACCUUCAUGCCUGGAGUACGUGGGACUAACUCCCAAGUCUGGUUCUCCAGCAGUGAAUUGUACUCUGUACCUGCUGCCUUCUUCCACUGCAUGAACUCUUCAGUCUCCAUGGCAUCUGCCAAUGUAGCAGGCUCUUCAACCACUUUUGCGGACAUCACGAUGGCUUCUGAGUGCCACUUCUGCAUAACACUCUUCACAAAGUCUUUCCGUGCUUCCUCUUCGCACGACUCAAUCUCUUUAGCCAUCAGGACGAAGUCGCUCAUCCACUUCGGAGGCUUGCUUCGACGUCCGCUUCUGGUGGUUGUCGAACGCGGCUCAAUUCGAGUCAUAAUGCAGUCACUUGAACUCUCAUUGCCACUGUUCUUCACUUCCACUAAUCCUCGCUUUCGACUGUUGACCGUGCCUUCAAUACUACUCGCCUCUGGACGAGCCGCUGCCUUUUCGUUUUCCUCCAGGUUACUUUGGCCAGUUGCCCGCUCUUCAUGCACUUUGUGCUGUACUGCACGAUCCACUUGGUGUACUGCAUGA
Messenger RNA from Phytophthora sojae, 600 nucleotides. RefSeq lists its product as hypothetical. The transcript has a single exon. Lineage: Eukaryota; Oomycota; Peronosporomycetes; Peronosporales; Peronosporaceae. The annotation marks the transcript as partial. The record is from RefSeq and is a predicted model, not a curated record.